AUGGAGCCGUCCCAGGUUGGAUUCUCUGCCUACUCUUUCGACAAGCUCUCUGAGAUGCACCUAAAAGGUUCUGCUCAAUCUAAGCCUCUUGCACCUAAGGAAGCUGAUUUGGGGGAAAUUAAAUUCACCCGCUAUGAUCGUUGUAGUAGUAGGCCUCCUUUGGUCAUGACUGACCAUGGGAAUACUGCUGCUAAUGAGUGGAAUAAAAAUGAUGAACGACUACUGCAAGCUGUGGAGCAUGGCGAAACAGAGAAAGUGGCAGCUCUUUUGGGCAAAAAAGGGAUCAGUCCCGUCAAGCUGGAUAACGAUGGGAAGUCUGCUUUUCACUUGGCUGCCACCAAGGGGCAGGUGGACUGUUUGGGAGCAAUGCUCACUCAUGGCGUUGAUCUUACUGUACUGGAUGGCUCAGGCUGCAAUGCAUUACAUCUUGCUUCAAAAUACAGUCAUCAAGAAUGUGUGAGAAAGAUGCUUCAGCACAAAUGUCCAGUGGAAUGCAUUGAUAAUAAUGGGAAGACAGCAUUGCAUCAUGCAGCUACAGGUGGUUCUAUUUUUAUCGUUCAACUGCUGUGUGAACACAAGUGCCCUAUUAACACAAAGGAUACCGAAGGUUUUACACCACUGAUCCAGGCUGCACAGAACAACCAUGCCGAAGUGUGUCUUUACCUGAUAGACCAAGGGGCGGAUAUUGACACACAAGACAAGAAUGGCAGGACUGCUGUAAUGUUGGCCUGUGAGCACGGUAGUGGAAACGCUGUUGAAACUUUGGUCAAGAUGGGCGCCAACUUGAAGUUAGUAGAUGCAUUGGGUCAUGAUGCACUUCAUUACUACAGGCUCUCAGGAAAUGCCGAUAUCCUGCAUUUCCUGCAGGCUGCACUUAAAAAGGUCUCUGAGGAUCCUGAUAUGAAAUCUGCACAAAUACCCAAACAGCUGGAACCUGGCAAUAAAUUCAAUGCAGAUAGAAGUGGAACUCCCAAAAAACGAAAAGCACCACCACCACCACCAACAACCAGUAUUACACAGAGUCUCCAGUCUAGUGAAGUAUCUUGUCCAGAGCCCCACAGUUCUCGUUCAUCGAAGCCCGAACCAGCCGAAGAAGAAGAAACAUCUGUUAAGGAAGAAAAGAAAAAUGACGAAAUGAGAAAACUUUAUGCAGAGAAGGCAAAUCUAUUGGAAGUGAUACAAAGCUUAAAUCAACAACUAAGGGAUAAAAACUUGCACGAGGCACAUCAAAAUGACCUCAAAAGAAAAGUGUGUAGGAAUAAUGAAGAGCAACCAGCAGAUACAAUGGGUAGUGGAACUGAAGAAACGGUAACAUCUAAUGUCGAAGAGCCUGAUCAAAUAGCAGCUUUGCAAACACAUAUUGCAUCUCUAGCAGUGCAAAAUAAAGAGCUAUGGGAUAUACUACAGGGAAAGGAAGAAUUGAGACAGAAUCCAGAAACACCAUUUGACCUAAAUCUUAAUUCUGCUGAUGCUCAUUGUAUGCUUGAAGCUAAUUAUAUCCAAUUAAAGGAAUUGUAUAAAAAUGCUGAAACUGAAAUUACUAACCUAAGAGCAGAGAUGCUUUCAAACAUGUCUCCUAACCAAGUAAAAACUGAGACAUGUAAAAACAGUAGUUCUAAUACAGAGGGGAAGGAUUUGGAUGAACAAGAAACUCAGCAUGCAUUAGCAAUGGAAUUGUUGGCUGAGUUAUCUGAGGAAAGGAUGCAGACAGUAGGAGAAAUUAAUGAAAAUGGUUAUUGCCUUGAACAAAAGCUGCAAGAGACACAGAGUAAAUAUGAAGAGGCACUGAAGGAACUUUCAAGUCUGCGUUCACAGGUACAACAAGACUUGCACCCUAGGGAAGAGCGUUUACCUUUCCCAAAUCUGUCACAGUUAACACAGUCCUAUGAAGACGAGUUGGAGGAAAUGAAGCAAAGACUUAAAAGGGCUUUGGAAGAUGAGGAAAAGGCAAAUUAUAGUGUGAGAGAACUAGAGGAUCUCCUAGAUAUUAAAGAUAAAAUCUUGUCCAAUUGCAUGCCUCAGGAAGAGUAUGACGAGAUAAAAAAAUCUCAUGCCCUAUUUAUUGAGAACAUCGAUCAAGAAAAAUCAUUACUAAUUGAAAAGUAUAAGGAAUCGCAGGAAGAGAUUAAGAAGUUACAAGAAAAGUUAAACCAUCAGGUAUAUUCUCAAGAAAAGGAAAAUGACUUUCAGGAAAUGCUAUCUGCAUUGAAGAAAAGAACAGAUGGAUUAAAUAAUGAACUAACUGCAGUGACACAACAGUACAAUGCAGCAGAAAGUGAAUUAAAAGAGCUGAAAAAUAAAAAGGCUGAAGUGGCAUCCGAACAUGUUAAUUCAAACUAUAUCCAUAAAGAACAACACGAACAGCUGGUUCAAGUUCUAAAUGAGUCCAUUGAUGAACUGAAAGAAAAGUUAUCUGACUUGGAGAUAAAGCUUAAGGGAUCCGAGCAAGACAAUGCUAAAUCGCAGAGGGACCUUGAAAUUCAAAAACAAACUUCUGUACCUCGCUCUGAACACACAGAAAUAAUAAUGUCUCUUGAAAAUACUAUAAAGAAUUUUGAUGGCAAAAUACGCCAGAUGGAACAUGAGCUGGAACAGAAGGAGAUACAGUUGAAUGUAUUAGAAGGAAAUUUAGCCACAGAGAAGGCAAUGGUUCCAAAAUCAGAGUACGAGAAGAUGAAAAAUUCAUUGGAAGCAGAAUCAAAACGAUUGACUGUUAAAGUAAAUGAUAUAUUGAAAGAGCAGGAAAAGUUAUCCAUAGAAGCUGCGCAGGCUAAGAAGGAGAAUCUACUGACAAAAAAUGAGCGAGACACUAUUCAAACUCAGCUUUUGAGCAAAGAGCAAGAAAUCAAGAGGCUUCGCAUCAGGGGCCAUGAUAUGCAGCAAGCUAUGGAAGAAUUGCAAAGGAGGGUUAAAGAUUCCUUGAAACUAGAAGAAGAGAAAGACAAGAAGAACAAUGAACUAUCAAAGGAAGUAAGCAAAUUGAAAGAGGCACUAAACAGUCUUUCUCAGCUUUCCUACACUGCGAGCACUCUCAAAAGACAGAACCAACAGCUUGAGAUUCUUCAGCAGCAAGUGAAACAUUUACAGCACCAGCUAUCAGAAGCUAAUCAACGACACCAUGAAGUAGUAUCAGUGUAUCGAAUGCAUCUUCUCUAUGCUGUCCAGGGUCAAAUGGAUGAAGAUGUUCAGAAAGCUCUGAAACAGAUUUUGACAAUGUGCAAAACUUCAACGCAAAUGAAAUGAUAAUACUAGCUAGAUAUACUACUUGUCUAAUAGUCAUUUGUCACUACUGUUAAAACAAUGAGUGUGGGAUAAUGGACCAUUAAAAUUGCAGACAAUAGUUUGUAAAUGCUUUUUUUGUUCUACCUAUGUGUUCCUUAAUAUUCCUGUUGAAAAGUAUGUAGUCAGUAUGUUUGUUCAAAUAUGCCCAUGGUAUUUUUAUUGGAAAAUACUCGUUUGUAGAACUUCACUCUGCCAUAUUUGUUAAUGUUUAUUUCAUUUAUUAAACACUCUAUUUGGAAUGCAUAGUCAUGCUAAUUCUGGUUAGGAUAAUAAUAUAACCAGAAGCAGAAAUAGGGACUUUUAGGAUCAGAUGUUUACUAAUCCAGGUAGACGAUAAAUUAAUGCAUGUGCUAUUUUAAGAUGCACAGAUGAAUCUUAUGCCCAGAAUGCAGUGAUGAAUCUCAAAGCCAUCUUGUCAACCCAAACAGUGCCUAUAGUUCUUGGGAAACACUGCCUAAUGAAGAAGAAAACAGAAAUUGGUUGAAAGACUGAGUUGGAGUUAUAGACUGAUGUUAGAGUGGAAAGAAUAAAGAUAGGUUUGUUGUUAUAAUAUCUGUUGUUAUAAAAUUCUGCAUAAGGCAUUUUUGACUAGUACUGCUCCGAGCAUUCUCUCAACAUUCAGCACAUUGGCUUUCGUUUGUGUCUUAGCUUAGUUUGUAGACUUGAUAUUUUUGUUCUUUGUAAAUUGCAUCUCCUGUACCAAGAAGCAUUCAGUUGAAAACUGACCUGUACGUGUUCGCAGUUCUUAGCAGGAAUUAUGUAUUCAUUGCCCCACUCACCUCCACUCCUCAUCCAGUUGCUUUAACAUGAUGUAGAAGUUAAAAUUGCUUCUUCUUUUUUUUGCCCCAUCAUAAGUUUCUUGUAAAACUUUAUUUAUUUGGUUUAGGUAAAUUAAAUAUUACCUUGCACUUAUCCAAUAAGACUAUGUUAUACCAUUUGGGAAAUAGUUAACUGGUACUUAUCACUUUUUAGUAGAUAGUAUUUAGGAUGCCUUGCUUCUAGACAAUUGAAUGGCAGACCUGUUGAAGGUUUGAACCAGAGUAUUUGAGAAGUCAAGCCAUUAUUCAGUUAUUUAAGUGAAUACAAUUUGCUGCAGUAUGGUUAUAUAGUGUACAAUAAAUUUUGGUAGAUAUGUACAAAACUGCAAGUUGUUUUACUAUACCAUUUGUAUAGCUAAGUGAUAGAUUUGUAAACUAAAUAAUUAUUUACUAGACUUUUUUUACUUAUUCUGUAACCUCUUGUUGAUCUAUUCUAAUCAGGAAUAGAGUAGAUCCUGAUUAGUUAUUAAAAAUAAAUAACAUUAAAUAACAAAUUAGUAAUAAUAGUGAUUUCACUCUGUACAGCAUUCAUAAUCCUGCAUAUAAUAUUUGAUCUGACAGUGCAAUUAAUGAUAAUCUGAACAAUGAACAGAUCUGCAAACCAUAUUCAUGUAUUAUAUGUAAUAGCUAAGUUUUCACAUGUUUGUGUGAGAAAAUAAAAUCAUGAUUAAAUGUUAAAAAAACCUACAGUACAUUUGAAAGUCUGAAGAAUUCACAAUAAAAUGAAAUAUAACUUUG
Amblyraja radiata (thorny skate) is the source of this 4838-nucleotide messenger RNA. It is a transcript of the gene rai14, whose product is annotated as retinoic acid induced 14. The transcript has 20 exons. Gene Ontology annotation, molecular function: actin binding. NCBI's taxonomy places the organism in Eukaryota, Metazoa, Chordata, Chondrichthyes, Rajiformes, Rajidae. The record is from RefSeq and is a predicted model, not a curated record. Bases 1 to 3243 code for a protein of 1080 amino acids.